Molecule: messenger RNA, 2937 nt
Organism: Oncorhynchus tshawytscha (Chinook salmon)
Lineage: Eukaryota; Metazoa; Chordata; Actinopteri; Salmoniformes; Salmonidae
Product: calcium-activated potassium channel subunit beta-4-like
Exons: 3
Coding region: 659-1411 (250 amino acids)
Biological process (GO): potassium ion transport; detection of calcium ion
Cellular component (GO): voltage-gated potassium channel complex; membrane
Molecular function (GO): calcium-activated potassium channel activity; potassium channel regulator activity
Source: RefSeq, a predicted model, not a curated record
UUUAUCAUGUGUCCUAAAGCUUAAUGACGUAGGUCAUUAUUUGUGUUAUUGAAUGUGUUAACAGUAACUAGCCUAGUCUGUCAACAGGUGCACCCUGUAGUGAUGCAUCAAAACAAUACCGUCCAAUCAGCGUAAUGAAGUUGGUAACAUUGCUGUCAGCUCAGGCUAUAUAGGCUGGUCCUCAGACCUCUCGGCACCGCGAGCAGAGAGAGCGGGCUCCAUCUCUAAAGGGGCAACAGUAGACCAGUUUGUCCACAGCGAAGUGAUGGAUGUCGGAGCCAGGGACGGCGAGGGACCGCUGCAGCGCAUCAUCUGAUCGCCAGUCAAGGGAGGGGCAUUCACUCCGAACCUAAUCCCAGAUGCAACAUCCAGCCUUUCAGCAAAAUCCACAUCUCUACGGACCGUUGUGAUAUGAAGUAGAUAUCACGCGCAUAAGAGCGAGGGGAGGAGGGGGGCAGGCACAGGCUGGACAACAGCUGCUCCGCUUUCGCAAAGUUCUCCAUACAGAAGGGAGGGCGCGGAGGCCGGUUGAGUGAGAGGGACGUUUUCCUAGAGGCUGCCAGUGUUUGGGGCAACACAGCGCAGAGAGAGAGAGAAGCCCCUCUCCAGCUCUCCUCUCCGUCACUUUCGAGCUCUUUUCAGGACGAAGAGGAGCAUAAUGGCGAAAAUGAGGGUGUCAUACGAGUACUCGGAGGCGGAGGAUAAGAGUAUCCGACUAGGACUGUUCCUCAUCGUCUGUGGCAUCCUGUCCCUCUUUAUCCUCGGGUUCUGCUGGCUCAGUCCAACUCUACAGAGCAUGCAGAGCAAACCGGCCAACUGCACGGUGGUGUCCGUGCUCAGACCGGAGGAGAUGUUCGAGUGCGUGUUCACGUGCGGGGCGGACUGCAAGGGGACCUCGCUGUAUCCGUGUCUGCAGAUAUUCGUCAAUAAUUCCGAGUCGAACUCCGUGGCUCUGCUGCACUUUGAUGAACAGCAACUGGUGCUGAACCCAAAGUGCUCGUAUGUUCCUCCAUGUGAGAGGGACAACCAGAAGAACAAGGACAACGUUCUGUGGUGGGAGGACUAUUGGACUAAAGAGGUCAGCUCCCAAUCCUUCACCUGUUUCUUCAACCAGCAGAGAAGGCCUGACGACGUACUGUGGCGGCGCUCCCACGACGCCAGCGUCCUCCUCCACUGUGUCCUGUGGCCCAUGGUGAGCCUGCUGGUGGGUACCCUCAUCGUCCUUCUCACCGUGUGCGCCCGCAGCCUGGCCGUGCGCGCCGAGGCCAUCCAAAAGAGGAAGUGCUCGUACGAGCCGGCAGGCAACUCAGAGCAGGGCAAGACGCCGCCCAACACCAACACCGCCUCCUUCCGGACCCUGCCGAUGUUCGCUGUCCCUGUCCGACGCAGAGACCGGGAACAGGAACACUAGUUGGAUGGAUGGAUGGAUGGAUUGAUAGAUUGAUGAUGACUGUGGUCUCAGUGGUGGCUGUUGUGUGAUGAGGACCUCAUAGAAGCAGGGAAUGUUUGAACUUCCAAUUAUAACUGUUCUGAACACUCUCAUUCCGCUGGACUGGACUCGAGGCUCAUGCACCAGAAAUGCUUGUCUGUCUUGUCUUGGUGUGUUUGUCUACUUGUGUGAGAGCCAUUUUGUCAGUUCAACUCUCAGCUGGUGAGGGCCUUUUCUAAUGCUAUGUGUAUUACAAUGCGUUGGUUAUGUCUAUGAAUAAGCAAAAAUCCAAAAAGGACAAUGCCGCUUUCUGUCACUGGUCAUGUUUUGGACAGGUCUGUGUUACGUGUUGAGCCUCUGUCUCUGUGCUGAUUGUAAUGUUGUUUGUGUUUACUUCACUAGCCGAGCUCGGUCUCAAAGUUCAGAGUUCACUGACUUACAAACAGGAAAUGUCUGUUACCUUUGAACACUUUAACUAGACUCUUCAUUACAAACCUCUGGUCGUAUGAAAGGUGGGAUCAUGAGGGCGUCCCGGCCAGGACCACCUGAGAAGAAUCUUCAACACCAGUUACACAAAAUGUCAGUGCUUUGUUCAGAGAGAAUGCGGUGAAAGGAAUUCUGGGAGAGUCCUUCUAAUCUCUGGGACGACAGAGCCAGAAGCAGACCUUGGUCUGAUCACCCCCAGCAUGAUGUACUGUCUUCUUCUCUAGGUGGUAUUAGGAAGUGUUUAAAUGCCUAUCUCACUGUUACUGUUCUUUAACACCCCGGGCCACGAUUUAAACAAAACGCAACAAUGCGUAUAUUACUUUUAAAGGCAUAUUGUGUUUGUUUUAAUCCGGUUCCCCCUCUCUCUCCUCUCUGUACCACCUGCCUUUUACUAAACCUGUUUCUAACAAGGCUUCUUUAAGGCAUCUGUCCAACUACAGCCAACCCAACCGCCAUGGACGGAAUAUGUCUGUUGUUCAUUUUCAGUUGGUUGCCGCAGGACAUGUUUGAACCUAUUUGGUCCCGAUUCAAUAUGUAGACUGGGCCACGGACAGUUGGUCUGGGUUCAAUAUGUAGACUGGGCCACGGACAGUUGGUCUGGGUUCAAUAUGUAGACUGGGCCACGGACAGUUGGUCUGGGUUCAAUAUGUAGACUGGGCCACGUACAGUUGGUCUGGGUUCAAUAUGUAGACUGGGCCACGGACAGUUGGUCUGGGUUCAAUAUGUAGACUGGGCCACGGACAGUUGGUCUGGGUUCAAUAUGUAGACUGGGCCACGGACAGUUGGUCUGGGUUCAAUAUGUAGACUGGGCCACGGACAGUUGGUCUGGGUUCAAUAUGUAGACUGGGCCACGGACAGUUGGUCUGGGUUCAAUAUGUAGACUGGGCCACGGACAGUUGGUCUGGGUUCAAUAUGUAGACUGGGCCACGGACAGUUGGUCUGGGUUCAAUAUGUAGACUAGGCCACGGACAGUUGGUCUGGGUUCAAUAUGUAGACUGGGCCACGGACAGUUGGUCUGGGUU